CUCGUAGACCUACCUUACUCACAUUUUAACCUCAUUCAAACUAUUUUCACCCCUCAAAUUCUACAAAAACACCAACGAUGAAGUCUCAGGUCACACUCCUGCUCAUCUGCAUGCUUUUCUCCAAAGUGCUGUCAUUGACUUGUCAACAGUGUAUUCCAAAAUCAUCUGAAAAAUGCACAGAAGAACAGGUGACCUGUGCAGAUCAGUGUCUCACUGCAACCACUUCUCUGUACAGGGGUGGUGAAAGGGUGUCAGAUGUUAAUGUGAAGACUUGCGGCACCGCAGAGACAUGUGUAACCGGGAGCAUGAACCUGGGAGCGAUGAAAAUAGUCAACAAUUCCAAAUGCUGCAAAACUGAUCUCUGCAAUGCUGAAACGGCUCCGAAGCAGGCUCCCAAUGGGAGAUCGUGUUACAGCUGUGAUGCUAACAGCUGCUCAGAAACAGUGAACUGUGAAGGAAGUGAAGAUCACUGCAUCAGUGCAUCAGUUAAAGAAGGGAGCAACACCAUGUCUAUGAAAGGAUGUGUAUCCAAGAGCCUCUGUGCUGUUUCUCAAUCAAGCAUGUCAGGAAUCGAAAUAUCAAAUAUGCAGUGUUGUGAGGGGAAUCUGUGUAACGGUGCUGAGAACUUCACACUGAGUUUCCUCCUCAUGAUCGUCCUUCAGCUCUCCUCCGUCCUCUUCUGCUGAAAUCUCCACUGAUGGAGCCUUAUAUAAUUUAAGACAAAACACCAAGAAGUAAAAGUUUCUGUUUCUUUUUAUAGCCUGCUGAUUUAGAGUUUUGUUUGUUUGUUUUAGCAUUAACUGUGGUUUUAUACUAUAUAUCAUGUCCUGUUCAAUAUUUCAAGCAAAACAUAUCAGUCAUGUGUCUCAAUGUUCUAUUUGGAGACUGUGAGAUGAUGAUGAUGAUGAUGAUGAUGAUGUAAAUGUUCAUGAACAGAACCUACCACCAAAGUAUUUUUUUUAUAUAUGCAAAGCAAUUAGGAAGUCCAGUAAUAUACUCAAUUUUACUCAGGUCUACAGAUUUAUUAAUUUUUUUAUUUUAUUUUUAUUUUUAUUUUUAAAAACAAAACAUUUUUGUGCUCACAAUUGUAACAUGUCGAUGAAAUACUUUUUAUUAUUAUUAUUUUAUGCUUUUUAAUUUUAUUAUUAUUACCAAAUGAUUUAUUUAUAAUAAUAAUAAUAAUAAUAAUAAUAAUAAUAAUAAAUCAUAGACAUGUA
This is a messenger RNA of Ictalurus punctatus (channel catfish), 1217 nucleotides long. Its product is annotated as phospholipase A2 inhibitor NAI. The transcript has 5 exons. Lineage: Eukaryota; Metazoa; Chordata; Actinopteri; Siluriformes; Ictaluridae. The record is from RefSeq and is a predicted model, not a curated record. Bases 78 to 686 code for a protein of 202 amino acids.